Molecule: messenger RNA, 7357 nt
Organism: Patella vulgata (common limpet)
Lineage: Eukaryota; Metazoa; Mollusca; Gastropoda; Patellidae
Product: trafficking protein particle complex subunit 10
Exons: 22
Coding region: 157-3579 (1140 amino acids)
Biological process (GO): intra-Golgi vesicle-mediated transport; early endosome to Golgi transport
Cellular component (GO): TRAPPII protein complex
Molecular function (GO): protein binding
Source: RefSeq, a predicted model, not a curated record
UUCCUGUAUAAAAGUAAACAGUCGAAGCAGCCGAAAUUUGUAAAAAAGAAAAGGGUAUCAUUGCUAAUGAUUUGGAUUUACCAAAGUCUUGUAAUCUAAUGUAACAAAGCUAACAGCAUUUUCUCAAAAGAAAGCAUCAGAAUUUGUUAUAAUUAAAUGGAAACCAAACCGAUUGUCACUUGUCAUGGAGAUCAAUCUUUAUUCUCUGGUCUUCAUGCUGCAACAUUACAUGGACUGCCAAAAGAAGCUUGUGAAUGGCGUAGAUCAUAUGGGAGAGCACCAAGGACGAUUCAUUUAGAAGCAAGUUUUGUACCAUAUGAUGCUGACAUAUUGCCUGAUGAAACUACUAAAACUUUAGUCAGUCGGCCAUAUUUUCAUAUUUAUUGGACUGAUUGUGAUUUAGAAAGUUACAAGCAAACAGUUAGAGAAGACAUUGCUGAAUGGCAUUCAGCAUUAAAGGAAGCUAACAUCCCUGAUUGGUUGAUAGUAGUUGUUAUAAAUGAUGAAAGUAAGAUCAAGUCCAAGUUGCUGCCUAGAUCAUCAGUUAUUGACAAAGUACGCAAUGACUUCUGCAGUAAGCAAGCUGAUAGGUGUAUAGUUUUAUCUGAACCAAUGAAAACAGAUCAGAAGACAGCUGAAUCUUGGUAUAGUUUUUUCCAAAGAUUACGACAACUUUUACUUCAGGCCUUUAAUCAUCAUUUAGACAAAUAUGAAGAUAAAAUGAGAAGUUUAAGAGAGAAGAGAAAUGAACCUGGAUGGAAUUAUUUUGAUUAUUUUAUAUUCCAGGAAGAACUAGCAUUUAUGUUCGAAAUGUUGGGUUUAUUUGAAGAUGCUCUGAUACAGUAUGAUGAACUAGAUGCUCUAUUUACACAAUUUGUAGAAAAUCAUGCAAGUGGCGAUGUAGCAGAAUGGUUGACAUCAACGAUACAGUCGUGUAAAAGUUGGGCUGGCCUAUCUUUAUAUAAACCAAUAGACUGGUUAAAACGAGAUAUGAUCAAACUGAAUAAAGUCAGUCUGCUAGAAUUCAGAAAUUAUCUCUUCUCUCGACAUAGUGCUUUACUUUUCCUUAUGAACAAAUCAUGGAUUGUGGCACAGAGAGCCAUGGACUUUCUUUAUAAUACAGCUCAAGAAAUCCAUUCUUUAGAGAUUGAUAUACCACAAGGAGCUUUAUCAUGUUGGAUGUUUAUGAGUUGUUUAGAAGUAUUAAGAGCCUGUGAAACCCUACCACAAACUACUCAAUUAGAUAGAUACUCACUAUAUACUGCUACAUUACGAGAUUAUGCUAGAACAAAGUUAAAAGAUUUGGGUUAUUUAUGUGGUUUAAUGCCUGGUAGUGAGCCGACAUCAGAACAAUUAAGUCAUGUUGUAGAUUUAUCAGCUGGUAUGGGACUAGAUACAGGAGAAGAAACAGAAGCCGGUCAAGUUCAUCCUAGAGACAGAUUACGAGAGGCUUUAUCAUCAGAAUCAUCUUUUAAGAAACAUUAUUUAGAAAUGUGUGAAUUAACUAUGGGAACGUAUAAACAUAUCAGUAGAUUUAGAUCAGCUAGAAUAUUAGGUAGAGAUAUGGCUGAUUUCUACAUGAAAAUUGGUGAACCUCAGAAAGCAGAAGGAUUUUUAUUAGAUGCUAUAAAGAUGUAUCAACAAGAGAAUUGGGGUAAUUUGGCAGAUGGUACAAUGAUAGAUCUGGCUCAAUGUUUAUUGAGUAUGAAUGAAGUGGAUAAAUAUUUUAAGACUGCCUGUCAUAUAGCCUGUAGUUGUUGUUUAAAGUUAGAUGACAGAAAGGAAUAUUUUAGAGAACUACUCAGAUUAGCUUCCGAGAAUGAAGGGAAUGUAUACCAAAUGAAAGCUAGUACAGUAUUUACAUUAGAGGAAGCCAAUAUAAAUAAUUCAUCUGUUAUAUUACAUGAUGAUUUUAUUGUUGAUUUGACUGUUAAAUGUAAUUUUCCUGAACAAGUUGUAUGUAAUCAGAUAGAAAUAUCAAUUAUUAAAGCUGGCGACCUCGGUGUAAGUCCUUUCAAACGAAAAACACAUGUUCGGAAUCCUAGUCUCACAUUUAAAAAUCACGAACAUAUACCUAAUUUUAGACCAAUCACAAAACAGCUUCCCACCCACAUUGAUGCCCAUUCUACCUAUGAAAGACGUAAUGGAAAGGUAGUAUCAUGUGCUAUUGGAUGUGCUAAUGCUCACGAUUUAUUGAAAAGAUGUGAUAGUGGUCCUGUAGAAUCAGAAAUCAUGUUAAAGGGAGAUUAUUCAUUAUGUAUGAGUGUAGACAAUGUCACAUUAAAUCCAGGAUGCAAUGAAAUACAGCUAAGAGUAAAGACAGAAGAUAAAGGUGUCUACAGAUUAAGUCAGAUUUGUUAUAAAAUAAAACAGUCAGAAUUUCUAAAAUCACUUGCUAAUUGUGAUCUUCAUUUUGAAGUUGUUUGUAAUGAGCCUUAUGUAGAACUCAAGCCAUCAAAACAAGAUAAUUUCCUAGCUGGUAUUCAACAAGAUGCUAUUUUGGCAUUACAUACUGGUAGCUAUAAUAUACCAGAUGGUUCUGUUAUAACUAUAGAAUUUAAUGGUAAUGUUACCAUACUAACAGAAAGUGGAGAUAACUCUAUUAGAAUUGGAGGUAUAGCCAGCAGACAGACUGUAGAAUAUAAAUUAAGUUUAUAUCAAGAAACAAAACAACAAGUCAAACAAACUACAGAUGUUAAAAUGAGUUGUAAAGUUGAUUGCUGGGAUAAAAUCAUGACCUGUAACCUGUCAUUCCAUCAUCCAUUCCAAGUCACACAUAAACUUCAUACUGCAAAAGAAAAAAAAUAUCUACAGAUUGUGGUGUGUGGCCAUGUUCAGUCUGAGUUUUACUUAGUUCGUCCAGAGUUAUCUUGUCUCAAUUGUCUUGAUCUAGAAUUAAUACCAUAUAAUAAAUUAACACAACAAUGGAGAGUAAGUUGUGAUCAAUCUGCAACCUUCCUGUGGAUGAUUAAACCCAACAUAUCAGAUCUACCAAACUUAGAUAUGUGUUUUAACUUUAAAUAUACUUCAACAUUAGAUGUUUCUGGUGAACAAAGAUUAUUUAGUUAUAUCUGUCAACUAGAACAUUUUCAGACACAAUAUCAGUUAAGUUACACAGUAACGUCUGAUGAUAAGACUUGUACAACCAGCACACCAGCCACUUUAACUAUUAAUGUACAGAAAGCCUUGACAUGUAGUAGGACAGACCAUAGACUUGUUUAUCAAGUGAGUGUAGAUGGUACUACGUGGGCAUUAGCUGGAAAAUCUACUGGUGUGUUUAACGUAAGUGAAAGAGAAUAUGAAACUAAGAUAGAUGUAAUACCAUUACAAUCAGGUUUAUUACAUAUGCCAUUAGUAAAUAUACAUCAAUAUAUAGAUAGUACAGAUAGUCAGACAGAAGUUUGGGUUAGAAAGCCAUCAGAUAGUGAUACCAGUGAUGUAAAUAAACCAGUGAAAGAUGUAACAAGAUUCGCUCCUUUUAAUACGGGAGAGGUUUAUAAUAAUAGUCAAUGUCAGCAAGUUCAUAUAUAUCCUUCACUAGGAUCUCUUGAUUCAGAACUUAUUGUUAUUCCAUUAUAAUCACAUCUAUUCUCUUCAACCAAAUUGACACCGUUAGGAUCAAUGAUGAAAAGAAACCAAAAGGAAACUGCUUUGUUAUGACACAAAAAGAACUGUAAAUAACAAUCAGAUAUCUAAACCUCUUUGGGUACAAUGUAGCCAGGUUGGUGCUUAUCUGCCAUUAAAGGACAAUAUUGGUGCCAGUCAUUAUCACAUAAAUUCAAAUGUUGAAAUGCAUUCAUUGAAGUAUUAAUUCUAUUGGAGAUAAAACAGGCUCUUUACAAUUAUUUUUUUCUAGUGUAUUCUUUUUGGCUUAGAAUGUUAAGAACAUUGUUAACCCUUGAACACAGAAUUUGGUUUAUCUCAACAUUGGCUUGUUUUAUGGACCUAAAAUUUUCAACGAACACAGAGUGUCUUCUUGCCAAAUUAAUCAACCUAUAAAAUCCCAUGAAAUUUUAUUUUGACCUGGUAAAUUUAACCAACAUAUUUCAUUACAUUCAGUCAUAUUUACUGUAGAGGUCACAAUUUUUAAUCCGAUUUUGAGGAAACUGAAAUACACGUAUAUGUUUAUGGCCACUGCUUGUACGAAAAAUUGCUUUUUAUAUACCCACAUGGAAACGCGGUCAUAUAUUGCCGCCACCUCAGUCCAUCCGUCGUCCACAAUUUAUUGUGAGCACUUUAAAAACUACAUUUAUUAUCUGAUCAGUUUGAAAUUUAAUUUUUUUACAUUAGUGAGAUGAAGAAUCCUAUUUGAUUUCAACAAUUUCCAUUAAUUACUUCUAGAGUUAUGGCCCUUGUUUGACUUUGUUGAACCUUUUGAACGCUCUAAUGGAAAGUUAUCAUCCGAUCUGUAUUAAAUUAACAAUUUCUGUUUAUUACUUCUAGACUUAUGGCCCUUGUUUCACUUUGUUGAAACAUGUGAACGCUCUAACAACUAAAGUUAUCAUUCGAUCAAUAUGAAAUUUAUAUAUAUUAUUUAGGUAAGUAAAACGAAGAAGCCUAUUGAAUUUCAGAAAUUUCCUUUAAUUACUUCUAGAGUUAUGGCCCUUGUUUCACAUGUUGAACCGCUUGUGAAAAGGGCUCGAACUAGUGGGUGAAAUAGUUGCCCAACCGCUGCUGAUUUCACCUUCCAAAAAACCUAGGGUGAAGUUGAAGUCACCCUCAUGUCGCCGUAUAUUUAUUGAAAGGCGAAGUUAUUCUGGAGACAGAUUUACCAUACAUAAACAAACACCAAACACGUGUGACUCAAUGUUAGGAUCGAAGGGAAAUGUGAAAAUUAGACAUAUUGAGCUUGCACUAUCUUGUAUGUAUUAAAGCUAAAGUAAAAUAACAAAUUUGUAACUAAAUAAAUGACUAUUUUGUCUGUUCUUUAUUAGGGAAAUGAUUUUGUUGUCAUUUAGGCCUUCAUAGUGUAUAGUUCUCCAUUGCUUUCUAUCAUAAAUUUAGUUUCUAUUUUCCCGAAAUUCAAAUUCAUUCCCCAUAAAUCGAACAAUAAUAAUAAUAAUAAUUAUGUUGGAAUGGCGAUAUAUUUAAACAUUUUUUAAAACCGGAUAAAAAAUUGUACCUAAACUAAAAAAAACCUGAUUUUUCGUACAAUCAGGGGCCAUAAUCCAGGAAGUUACAGUCCAAUAUGAACAAAUAUCAAAAGGAACCACAAUCUUUUGAUUGUAAACAUACAUUUCAAGUUUCAUCAAAAUCGGAUGAAAAUUGUGACUUCUCAGGUGUUAAAUACUUUUACACUAUUUGCGUACGAGGAGCGGCCAUUUUGUCUGGCAGUUUCAGUCAGAUUUUUACGAGGUUUCAAUUCAACCUUCAUUGACGUGUAACGGUGAUAUAUUUAAACGGUUUUUAAAAUUGAAUACAAAUUGUGACUUCUAGCGGGUCCACAAGCUAAAAAUGCGAUUUUUCCGAACAAUCAGGGGCUACAGGCAGGGCUGUCGGUAAUUUUUCACAGAUGAUUAGCAGCACUGCUAAUCAAAAAGUCCAAUUUUGCCAAAUUUGAUUAGCAACUUUAAAAAUUGAUUAGCAGUUUUUCAGUUUCAAAUCAACAUAAAACACCUAAAUAACAAGAUUAUUUUAAUUUUAAUUGAUAGCAAAUGAUUAAGAUUUCAUUCUUAAGAUUUUUUUAGAAUGUUAGCACUUCUACAGCUAGCUGUGAACAUUUCUGAAUGAAUGUAGACUUUUGUUAGGCCUUAUGUCUGAAGCCAAUUCUUGGCAGUGGCUUCUUAUUUCUUCGUUAGAAAACAAUUUCGUCUGCUUUUUAUCGUGUGUUAUUAUUUUUGUUCAAUCGGAAGCACGCGGUAUUUUACGAAUAAUUUCGAUUAACUAGACGCACGCGAUAUAAACAAUAAUAGUUUACGGGAAUUCUUACUUUGAUUUCUCACUUUACAAUACGUUUACACGUAUUUAUUUUUUAUAUUUUAUUUACAAUACGUGGGGGAUACACUGAAUUUAUUUUUUUUCAAAUUGAAUACUGAUAUAAUUACUCGAAAUUGACAUGUCUCGCAACGUGAGUGGUACUACUUGAUUCCCUAUUUCCGGUUUAAUAGUCCCGAUUCAUAGAGUUAUGUCCCUGUAUUAUAUAGUAUCAUGAAUUGAGUCUGGGUAGUUCGAGAAGAAAAUGUCACACGGAGAAUUCCGUUUUGUUUAUAAAAUUUAUUUGAUAUUUUAUACGCGUUGAAAGUGUUGAGAAAUGUGGAUAAAUCUUUGUGUCAAUAUCCAAAAUGACAGGCAUAUUAUUGAUUCGCAGUUACUGCGAAUCAAAAACGUUAGAUUUUAAUUUUUGAUUAGCAACGGACAAAAUAUGUAUCGCAAAUUGCGCUGCGAUACUGGUUGUCGGCAGCCCUGGCUACAGGCCUAAUCCAGGAAGAUAGGUUCGGAUAUGUGCGAAUAUUGAAGGCAACUAAAGAUCUUUGUAAUAUAAACAUAAAUUGAAAGUUUCAUCAAAAUAGGAUAAAAAUUGUGGCCUCUAGGACCCACAACUUUGAUAUACCAUAUUUGUACACUAUUUGCAUACGAGGGGCGGCCAUUUGUCCGGCAGUUUAGGUCCGAUUUUCACGAAAUUCAAACCAAACCAUCAUUAUGGUGUAACGGUGGUAUGUGCACACGUUUUUUUAAAUCAGAUAAAAAUUGUAAGCUAUAGAGUGUCCACAAGCUAAAAACGUGAUUUUUCGUACAAUCAGGGGCCAUAAUCCAUGAAGUUAUGGUCUGAUACAUGCCAAUAUCGAAAGGAAAUGAGAUCUUUGGGAGAUAGACCUAUAUUUCAAGAUAUGUCAAAAUCAGAUAAAAUUAUCCACAAACAAAUUGUGGGUGGACGUCCGGACGGACAGGGGCGACGGCAUAAUAUGUCCCCAUGAAAAUGUAGGCAUAUAAAAAAUAGAUAUUAAGAAAGGGAAUAUGCUGAAAAUUUAAGUCAAAUUACUUCACUCUGAGCCGAGAAUUCUCAUUUUAACAACACUGUAGCCUCAUUUCAUUUGUUACAAUAAUAAACAAAGUUUAGAUUAUACAUUUUUACUGUUAAUCAUCAACAGCCGUUGAACUACAGAUCUGAUUUAAAUCCUGUUGAAAAUCGGACCCAUCAAGAGUUGAUUAUGAUCUUGUCAUGUUAAUAAAUGUCUAAUUAAUAGUUUAUAUAACAUUUAAGGCCUAAAGUAAGACCUGCAAUAGGCAGAUUUAGCUCUUACAUAAUGUAUGUUUAAAAUAUAGAUUUGUUAUUUAUUAAUGUAGAGAAAUAAUGUCAUAUAUCAUGUUAUACUGUGAAUAAAAUUUAAUAGCAUAUUAUCUGUGCAAUAUGUUCUGU